AAAUGUUCAACAGCCUAACCAAAUAUGUGUUGAAAUGUUGGGGGUAGAUCUGGUCGAGGGUGAGGGGUCUGCCAAAGCAAGGGGUCAGGGUAUUAAAUUAUCUAGCCUACAAUUGUACCACGACUCCAUAACUUUGACUGAGGAAUCCUCCGAACAAGAAAAAGUCAUAAAAACCCGGGUUUACAUUAUGCUAUUGUUUGGGAACUUGCUAUUUCCCGAAGGGACGGGAAAUAGCAUAAAUUUUAUGUACUUGAGUUUGCUCGGGGACAUUGAUAGAAUAAGCACAUAUAGUUGGGGUUCUGCAGUAUUAGCAUUCCUAUAUAGCUCUUUGUGUAAAAAUGCACAAAAUGAGCACUGUACAUUUUCUGGAUGUUCUUUUUUGCUUCAAACAUGGGGGUGGUGGAGAUUGCCGAGGCUAGCCCCAGAAAAUCCUAAUGACUACUCCUUCCCCUACGCAACUAGGUUCAUUACAACCGGACUGGAUUACAGUCUUACCCCCAAAAAUAAAAUUAUAUUUUAUCGUCAACUGUUGGAUCGUCUCCGAGCACAGGAUUUUAUUUGGAGGCCAUAUUUGGGAUUGGAACAUCAACCAAACCCCGAAGAUGCAGCUGUUUGGACAGCAAAAACGGCCAUAAUGCGGUUCACCACUGUGGAGAUGCACCAAAGUGACCGUGUCAAGCUUCAAUUCGGAAUGCAUCAAGACAUCCCAGGCCCCCCAAUGUCCAUGGAACCUUGGCAUCUAAAAAAAGUCAGCCACCAGUGGUAUGCCCAAAAUUGGAAGGAAUUUGCUAAGGAGUUUCGAAAAAUGUGGAAAGACCGUGCCCACUAUGUUCUACAAUUUCCGGUGGCGCCCAACGAAAUGAAGCCGACAAGGGAAUAUGUGGAAUGGUAUAGAGCAAAUACCAAUCCAGAAAUGAUUGUGUCUGACCCGUUCUAUUUGGACGAUCCCCGGAUGCAACAGCCAUAUUUCCAACAACAACAACCACCACAGUAUUCCCAACAACAACAACCACCACCUUAUUACCAACAACAACAACCACCACAACCAUUUUACCAACAACAACCACCACCACCUUAUUACCAACAACAACCACCACCACCAUAUUACCAACAACAACAACCACAACACAUGUCCACCCCCCAAGCAAAUCAACAAUACAUACCACAAACUCAAUCCCAAUACCAUGAAGACUACCAACAACAAACUCAACAUUCCCACCACCAUCAACAGUCCCAACACCUACCACAAUAUCAAUCCCCCUACUUCCACCAAUCCCAACAAUUCCAACACGGCAAUUUCCCAAGCUCUUCCAGUCCUCCACCUAGCCCCGACACGGGUAUACAAGAGGACUACCAACAGGACUACUACACACCACAACAAACAUUGCACUUUGGCCAACCCGAUUCAACCCUAAACUACCAAAGACCACAAUUCGAGGGCGCACCCAGCAGUAGUCAGUUUGUCCCACCGAGACAAAGCUUCGAGGGCGCAGAGGGGACCCGUCUUUCCUACAGCACUGAAGGGACUUCGACCAAACCACAACGGCAAGCGGCAAGGGGGCGCGUUAGGGCAAGGGGUGGUAAUAGGGAAGCACCACCACCACGUGAACCGUCUAGGCGAGUAACUAGACCUCCCCCGUGCGGAUCGUACAAGGGACCGCAUCAUAUGUGAUUAAUCAUAUCUUUGUAAUAUUUGCCUUGUUUAUUAUUUAAAUAAAAAUAUUUUCUGUUUAUUA
Lathyrus oleraceus (garden pea) is the source of this 1736-nucleotide messenger RNA. RefSeq lists its product as uncharacterized. Lineage: Eukaryota; Viridiplantae; Streptophyta; Magnoliopsida; Fabales; Fabaceae. Gene Ontology annotation, biological process: meristem development; meristem maintenance. The transcript is spliced from 3 exons. The record is from RefSeq and is a predicted model, not a curated record. Bases 35 to 1672 code for a protein of 545 amino acids.